GGAGCGGGGCUGGGCGGCCUGAGGUGAGAGCCCGGCCGGCCCCGCUGGGAAUAUGGCGACCGGUGGCUACCGGACCAGCAGCGGCAGCACCACAGACUUCCUGGAGGAGUGGAAGGCGAAGCGCGAGAAGAUGCGCGCCAAGCAGAACCCCCCGGGCCCGGCUGCUCCGAGCGGGGGCGGCAGUGACGCGACCGGGAAGCCCGCGGCGGGGGCUCCGGGCACCUCGGCCGCAGCCGCAGCCAACGAGCUCAACAACAACCUCCCCGGCGGCGCGGCCGCACCUGCCGCCCCCGGCUCUGGGGGCGUGAACUGCGCGGUGGGCCCCGCGGCGCUGCCCCGGUCCACCCCCGGCUCCCGGCGGCCGGACGACGAGCCGCCCCCCACGGCCACCGCCGCGGUCUCCGCCUCAGGGGCACCGCCGGCCCGGGGCGACGAGGAGGAGCGGGACGGCGCCCCGGAGAAAGGCAAGAGCUCGGGCCCCAGUGCCAGGAAAGGCAAGGGGCAGAUCGAGAAGAGAAAGCUGCGGGAGAAGCGUCGCUCCACCGGCGUGGUCAACAUCCCCGCGGCAGAGUGCUUAGAUGAAUAUGAAGAUGAUGAAGCAGGCCAGAAAGAGCGGAAACGUGAGGAUGCAAUUACACAACAGAACACGAUGCAGAAUGAAGCUGUCAGCUUAUUAGAUCCAGGCAGUUCCUACCUGCUACAAGACCCAUCUAGAACAGUUUCAGGCAGAUAUAAAAGCACAACUGCCUCUGAAGAAGAUGUUUCAAGUAGAUAUCCCCGAACAGAUAGAAGUGGGUUCAGCAGAUAUAACAGGGAUGCAAAUGCUUCAGGUAAUUUGGUCUCAAGUAGCAUGUUGGAAAAGAAAAUUGAAGAUCUUGAAAAGGAAGUAGUAAGAGAAAGGCAAGAAAACUUAAGACUUGUGAGACUAAUGCAAGAUAAAGAGGAAAUGAUCGGAAAACUCAAAGAAGAAAUUGAUUUGUUAAAUCGAGACCUAGAUGACAUAGAAGAUGAAAAUGAACAACUAAAGCAGGAAAAUAAAACUCUUUUGAAAGUUGUUGGUCAGCUAACAAGGUAGAAGAUUCAAGACCCAGUGUGGAAAAACAUUUUAAAACUACUGAUUGAAUGUUAUGGUUAAUGCUAGGAUAAUAUUCCUAUGCUGCAGUACAUUAAGUAUGUGUAUUUAUUUCGAGAAAACAGUGGGUGUUUAUUUUCAAAAUACUUCUUUUUCAUUAUUUCAAAACAGUAUCAACCUUCUGUUUCACCAAUAAGUAACAUCUUUCAGUUAUUAAAAUGAUCGGUUAUGCCUCUUUUGGUUUUGUGUGGUAUUCAAAUAAUAUAUGGUUUAAAGUCACAACCAUUUGAAUAUAUUUUAUCUAUGGUAGUGUGUUUUCUCCCUAAAGGAAUAUACAUAGUCUUUGUUUACAUGGAUUCAAAUACUUUUGGGGAAUUACCUGCAAUUGCCUUAUUACUGAUGUGUGCAAACUUAUGUGUUGUUGAUUUACUCAUAUAGGCUUUGUCUAUUGUCAUUUGUUCUUUCAACUUAUUCUAAGCAGCUUAGAGUAAUAGAGUGUCAUACCAUUUUGUACUAACAGUCACCUUUAAAAAGGAAAGCUAUUAUGAAAAGUCAUUUAAUAUCAUGUACCAGUUGGCUAAAUAUAAAAAAUUUUAGAGAAUACUUGAAUUGUGCUACAGUAAAUUAAAAUAUACAAUUUUUAUGUUUGAAAAUCGAAAAAAAUUUAAAAUCACUUUAGCUUCUGAAAAACAUAAACUUGUAAUUUCAUUGUAAAAUUUCUUAUGUAGGUACUAUGUUUUUUAUUAUUCCAAGGUUUAUAAAUGAACAUGGAAUAUUUAAAAAGUUGUUAACUCAUCAUUCCAGGAGAGUGUGUACAAUUUCAAUAUAAAAGAAAAAAAUUUAUAUUUUUAAUUAUCAUUUGCAUUAAAAACAAAACCAAAAUAUUUAUCCACACUUUAAACAUUUAUACUUACAUUUACAAAAACAAUACAUAAACAGAAAUAGUAUCAAAAUACUUUGCUUAUUUCUAACUUGGAGAAUAAUACUGUGAUACAGUUAUUCUCAUUUGAGAGAAUUAUUCCCCUACCUCAAAUUUAAGGGAUUUUCUUCCUAACAUUGGAUUUUUAAAAACA
Messenger RNA from Enhydra lutris kenyoni (northern sea otter), 2145 nucleotides. Its product is annotated as pro-apoptotic WT1 regulator. Gene Ontology annotation, cellular component: cytoplasm. Bases 53 to 1075 code for a protein of 340 amino acids. The transcript is spliced from 6 exons. NCBI's taxonomy places the organism in Eukaryota, Metazoa, Chordata, Mammalia, Carnivora, Mustelidae. Gene Ontology annotation, biological process: apoptotic process; positive regulation of apoptotic process. The record is from RefSeq and is a predicted model, not a curated record.